CCGAUUUGCUAGGGACGCCAUUCGAUCGCUAGGUCGUAACCAUUUCUGACCUAUGCAAUGCGGCUGCUGAAUACACGAACAGGUGUCGUCAAGGAGUUCCACAACCCAAAGACGAUCCCUCCGUAUGCCAUCCUAUCCCAUGUAUGGCAAGAGGCGGAGCAAACACUCCAGGACAUAUCUAAUCCGGCGAACAUCGACCCAUCCAAUCCAUGGAAUCAUGUCUGCCAGAAGAUAACGGAUUGCUGCGUGUUUGCCGCGAACGAAGGCUUUGAUUGGAUAUGGAUCGAUACCUGCUGCAUCGACAAGACUAGCAGCUCCGAGCUGUCCGAGGCCAUCAACUCGAUGUACGCCUGGUACGCGGCAGCCGACGUCUGCUACGUCUGGCUGCAUGACGUCGAAGACACGCAUCCCUCCGAUUCCGGCUCGUUCUGUCAGAGCGUCUGGUUCACCCGAGGCUGGACACUCCAGGAGCUCAUUGCACCUCGCUAUGUCGUCUUCUUGUCCAAGAGAUGGCAUACUCUCGGCACUAAGCAGACACUCGCAUACCCCAUCAGCCUUGUCACGGGUAUCGACAUCGCCGUUCUCCUGCAGACGAUGGAGCUUCACCAAGUCAGUGUUGCUCGGCGUAUGUCAUGGGCGGCUACCAGGAGGACCACCCGUGAAGAGGACCGCGCGUAUUCGCUCAUGGGCAUCUUCGAUGUCAACAUGCCCACCAUCUAUGGCGAAGGAGGGCCGAAGGCCUUCUUUCGUCUCCAGGUCGAGAUACUCAAGCAGUGCCCAGACCAGAGCAUCUUCGCCUGGGGCCGUGUUUCCAUCGAUUACUUGACCGUGGUGUACACUUUGGUCCCGGCUGUCAUCCCGAAGGACUUGGAGCCCGAGGAUUCGUUCCCACGAUGCCUUCUGGCGCCAUCACCCGCCGAGUUCGAACACUCCGGCGACAUCUCAUCUAUCUCGUUGGACAUGCUCAGCGACCACCUGCAAGAUCCCAGUCUAGUUCCGCCAGAGUACAGCGUCACGGCCUAUGGCAUGCGAACCGCGUUUCCCGUCAUCGAGGUAUUCCCACCCGGACGCUCAGAGUCUGUCGUCUCCGCGGCCAUUCUCGCCUGCCAGGAUGUGCACGGGGACCUCAUUGUACUAUUCCUCCAUCAACGGCCGCGCCACUGGACAACCGCUACAGCGUACUUGCUGCAUCGCGUCGGAGCCGACUUGCGCACCGCGCACGGUCCUAGCCCGUCAACGCAGUACUACCGCGUCGGGCGACUCUCUCGUGAAAUCCUCAGGAUGUCCGUCAUCCUCAGCGGUAUCUCCGUACGGCCCCUCUACGUCGAACACACCCCUUCCGGCGUGACGUCUCUGCUAUCGAAGGCGUUGCCACCCACACGUAGCCGCAAUCGCGUGUCAUAUGCCUUCUUUUUCCCAGCUUGGUUGCAGGAAUGGGCUGGCAUCUCACCCAUAUUGGACGACCCUUCAGCAGUACAAGAUAGUGACGGAAUCAUGCUCGAACUCAUCCCGGGUGUACACGAUCAUCGGGCCAUCAUCUUCGCGAGUCGCGCCCCGUCGCUGUCGAACGACCCAUGCAACCAAGACAGGGGACCUCAAGGCGUGCGCUUCAGCAUGUACGCACACUGCUCAUGCGAAAGCAGUCCUUUGCAGCAUCCGAUGUCGAUCGCGGUCGACAUGAUGGUUCCCGAGUUCGAGACCGAGCGGCGCGCUACUGUCAGCAGGCACGGGCGUCGCAGAUCGCUCAGCGCAGUCCUCACAGACGACAAACAAUUUGCGCAGAUGAUGCUCAAUGUUCCCGCGAGUCCGUCUCCGAGCGAGCACGUAUGGCUUCCUGACGCCCUGGAGGGCGAACCUUCAGCGGACGGUUCUCCUGACCCCGGAGAUCCUUUUCCCGAACAGGCUUGGCAAUGCGCAAACAAGCGCACCCACUUGCCGACGGUCUCGAACCCCAACAUCCGAUUGAAGCUCGUCAAUGCGUUGGGCAAAGUGUCCGUCAAACUCAAGCGGUGGGAAGGCUGCCGUAAGACCAGGGCGACGUAUGUCUACAUUGUCGAGUUAAGGAUGGUCGGCCCAACUCAAGCACUAGAACCUCAGCGACAGGGCUCUCCCGACCUACACAGAUGGGGUCGUUCCAGAUAGCGGAGUGAUUAUGUACCCCGUGGAUGGUUCUGAAGAAAGAGUCAACGCAUUAGGGCUGGCUCGAUAUGCUGACGAGACUACAAAUGAUCACCACAUAGAUCCUCUGGGGCCGCUUAUUUUCAUCAACUCGGAAGAACAACAGAUGAGAGAUGGCACCGAAGACGGCGUUGAUCUGUCGCCACCGUCACCGACUUGGUCAACUUCCUCACUGGAUGAGGAGAUACCUAUACCAUUCUCCCACACGCGAAGACACUCGAGUCCUCAUCUCGAAGUAUACUCUCCUGGUUCUCUGAGGUCUCCUUCACCAUCUACCCGUUCCCGUCACGGAUCCCUCUCGGAAUAUCAUACACCCGAACCGCUGCCAUCUCCGUUCUUAUCACCAAGCCAUUCGCAUGCUCCCAGAUUACCCCGCACGUCUCUCUCUCCGUACCACUCUCCUCAUCCGUCCCACA
Dichomitus squalens LYAD-421 SS1 is the source of this 2594-nucleotide messenger RNA. Its product is annotated as HET-domain-containing protein. Bases 58 to 2142 code for a protein of 694 amino acids. Lineage: Eukaryota; Fungi; Basidiomycota; Agaricomycetes; Polyporales; Polyporaceae. The transcript has 3 exons. The record is from RefSeq and is a predicted model, not a curated record.